UUGGCUAAUAAUAAAAUAUAUAGUAUUACCAAAAAUAAAUUGAAUAAAAUAAUCUGCAGCUGAUCUUUCUAAAGUGAGAAGUCAACCACCAAAAGAUGAAGAAAAUUCAUUUCGUUUCCUUACUCAAUUUAACAAGGAGAUAGAAGCCAUCACAACUUGAAAUGGUUUCAUUAAAUGGAUUUUGUUGUCUGUUGAUGGCUUCUCUUUUUGGUCUAUCCGUGUGUUUCCAAUUCAACGAUCCAGAUUGGUAUUUUUGGAUCCCAUUAUACGCAUCUGCUUGUCUUGUCAAUGUGCUGAAAUGGUCUGAACCCAAUUCAUCAAGAAUCAGAAAAUUGGCCAAAUUUGGAUUAUGUCUUGGCAUUUUCUUGUUUAUCAAGGUUGGGGCAGAAGAUUUGAUUCAUGGGUUUUGGCGUUUGGAUAUGAGAGAAAGAGUUGUAAGAGAGAAAUUUGGGAGUGGGCUUGUUGUUAGCUCCAUGUUUCUGGUGUUGGACAACCCACCUUCUCAACUCACAAAAUAUGGAAUGCCCAUAUUGGUCGGCGUUGCUUUUAGCACCUCCUUCAUCUUCUUUGCAUUUCAACGUGAUGAAAUGAGAUAUUGAUGACAGAAGAAAAACCUGUUCCACUUUUUUUUUCUUUUUUGGUAUGGGCAUUCCUCUUUACAAUUUUCUGGAGCCAUUAAUUAUUUCAAUUAUUUUCAAAUAUUGUGUUCAUUUCAUAAGAAAUGCAUAGUUACAGCCACACCUCCAACAUCUGGGGCUGCUCUGUUUCUCUAGUUUGGAGUUGUAAUGUGUGGUGUAUGAGUUGGUUAAUUCCCUUCUAGGUGACAUGAACAAUUUGAUACAAAA
Molecule: messenger RNA, 845 nt
Organism: Salvia miltiorrhiza (redroot sage)
Lineage: Eukaryota; Viridiplantae; Streptophyta; Magnoliopsida; Lamiales; Lamiaceae
Exons: 3
Coding region: 162-599 (145 amino acids)
Source: RefSeq, a predicted model, not a curated record